Messenger RNA from Ailuropoda melanoleuca (giant panda), 5921 nucleotides. Its product is annotated as olfactory receptor 1D2. The coding region runs from base 4662 to 5741 and encodes 359 amino acids. The transcript has 7 exons. Gene Ontology annotation, molecular function: olfactory receptor activity; G protein-coupled receptor activity. NCBI's taxonomy places the organism in Eukaryota, Metazoa, Chordata, Mammalia, Carnivora, Ursidae. Gene Ontology annotation, cellular component: membrane. The record is from RefSeq and is a predicted model, not a curated record. Gene Ontology annotation, biological process: G protein-coupled receptor signaling pathway.
AUGACUCCCUUCCUUCCCCUGCAGGUAGAUUUGCAAAUGAACCAGAAUGCUAGUAACUAGAAUUUGCUGUGGAAAACAUCAACAGAGACGCUGAUAUUUUGCCCAACAUCUCUCAGAUUCCGUAUUUUACGAUGCCUACCGCAGUGAUGAUGGUCUGAGCUAUGAUUUCCAGUGAAAGAGCAGGAAGAACUGAUGGAAAAUCUACAGAAGUAGAUGCAGCAAGAUGAGGAUCCUGAGUAGAAGGUGGAAUUUAAGUUUAAAGCUCUCCAGUGUCUACCACAUACUCUUUAGGAACCACACUCAAGACAGGCAUGAACUGGUCCCACUGGGCCACAAGAUCCGCAGAGGACAGUGCUCACACAGACACCCCCCCACCUCCUCCACAGCAAGACAGACUGACCCACCAUGGAUGCCCAGUCCACACAACACAGGUGACACUCGUCAGCAAGCUCGGAGAUCCCUUACUACCCGAGACAGGAUCCUAGCACUAAGAAAAAAAAAUCAAGAUGAAGAGUAAAGAAGAGCUGGAAAAGAAACCUCUAGAAACGGACAGAUUUUCAAAAUCCUUGAAGAUGAUGUGUACUCUGUGACCAACAGGCCUUGGGACUGGAGCGGGGCAGAGGUGAGGAAAGGGAGCUAGACCUAGACCCAGCGCUGGACCAAGACAGAAAAGAGGAAAUAGGUGGCACAGCUCCUUCGAGAAGCACAAAGUGGACAAGGAGCCCAUGGACAAGGGUCCAUGGUCUGCCAGAGAGUUGAACAAUUCCAUCUAAAAAAAAGUUGGCUGGGCCUCCUGGCUGGGAAGGAGUUGAAGAUAAUCUAGAGUGGCGGCCCCCUGAUGAACUUGCCCCUCCACCAGCACCCAGGCAGUCAGAGCCUCCUUACCUCCUCCCCUGUCCUAGAAUGUAUACCCUGACUAGUGUCCCCACUGUGGGGGCUGCUCUAAGGACAUACUUUUAGAGAGUAUAAGGUGUUGAGAACACUUAAAGGGCAUGUAUGCCUGACCCAAGUUAAGACCACUCCAUAAGCUUUCAAGAUUUGGCAGGUGGGUGUGGAGAUCGGUUUGUCUUGUGGCCACCUAAACAAGGGAACAUAUAUAUGAGACUUGUCUUAUUAAACUGGCCACCUACUCUCUGGAGUGGUCUGAUUCUUUUCCUCGGUCUCUCCCUGCCCUCAGUGUAUGAGGGCUGCUUCCGAUUACACCCAAAAAGUUCCAAGUAGGUUGAGACCAACAGAAGGCACUAAUUCUCUGAGGAAGCAAGAGGAAUGAGAAGCAGCUGGGAGAUUUCUUUGGUCUUCCCAACAGUUGUGCAACAUGCUGCCUGAAACCAUGGGUCACAUGGCUGUGGACAGUGACAAGGAGGAGUAUUAUAGCAGAGUGGAUCAGGAAACACCCCAUCGGCUGCUGAGUUAGAUACCCGAGACUACAGGCUGUAUAUGAACAACAAGGGGUAUUUGCCCAAGGCUGCAUGCCAUUUGCCAUCCAGAUGUCUGGAGGGCUAAGAACCAGGCACUUCAAGGAAAAGGUCAUGUUUGAUCACUGGUGGAAGACUAAUAAAGCAAUCAAGUCGAGACAAAGGAAACUGAUGGAAUUGAAGUCAAAAGCCCAAAUAGCUCAUUUUGAGUUCCAAAUCCAAAAAUAGUCUACACAAGGAAAUGUUCCCACUUCUGUCUCUGCAAUUCCUAGAAGGUUGCUACGGUUGUUGUGUAAAUGUGCAUAAAUAUUUUGUUUUACAAUAUUUUAGUUCCAUUAAAAUGGGUUAAGGGGCCAAUAAAUCAUUGACCUUGAAGCACUUUCCCCCUGGACUUGUUCAGAGUGGAUACAGCCCUGGGCUUCAGGCAAAGAUUAAGCAAGAAGUUAUGUGAUGUCCUCAUGAGCUUUCUAUAUGCCUCUGGAUCAUCUCUGGUCCUCCCAUGAAGAUGCCACCAGCCAACAUCUCACAAGUUCCCAGCUCCAGGACCGGACCAACGAUCUUCCAUUUGGGGAGCAUUGUGGGCUCCACACAAGUGUUCUGUGUGCAGAGUCCUCAGGUCCCUCAGGAAAGGCCUGAUGCUGGAGCCCUGCAUGGUUCUUGCCAUGCCUCUUUCCUGCCUUUCUCCCAACAGCCGCCAAGCCCCAGCAGCAUGGUCCACCUCCCUGUCCAUCGUCCAGAUCCUGGACUUAAAAUUAGAACCUGGAUUCCAAUUCCAUUUGAGAGGAGAUUUCCAUGAACCCUUUCUUCCUCAAAACCAGUAAAAUGACAAGAAGUGAAAUGUAACUAGACCAUCCUCUAGUUCUGGAUUGUAGCAGAAGCUUAGUUGGGAUCCGAAAAAUAGAGAAGGCAAGAGACACGGAGGGACCUUGGUUUCCUAGGGGACUUAGCACCUAUCGCCUUGUCAUUAUCUCUCCAUCAUUCUUCCUGCACAGACCCUCCUUUACAAUCAUCAGCAACCUUCACUACCCUGAACCUGAUCAAGCAUUUAUCACUGGAAACAGGACUUUGAUACAGCUUGAGAGAGAAACAAAUAUCAGGGUUAUGUACUCACCACUCCUCCCCAAACCCAGUGAGGGAAAAACAAAAUUUGAACUUGAAUAAAAUGAACGUCCUCUCUACUUGGACCCUGGGGUUGAAGGGAUCCCAGAAAAGACAAAGGUCAAGGUAAAACUUGGAACUCAGGCUCUUGGCAAACUUGGGGUCUGUCAUACUCCUCACAUUCCUGUCCCCAUCAUUACUGCUCCUUGAAGGAUAAGUUACCAAAGGGGACCACAUAGAUAAGGUGACCUACUGGUGAGUGACAGAUAGAAAAAAGUGCUCAGCAUAUCUCACCUUGAUUGGUGAGACCAGACCUCGACUUAGUGGCUGCUCCCUGGGGAGUCAGGUUCUAGGAUAGCUGGCACUCUGGGGGUUGAAGAAGAUGCCCACAGACUCCAGCUACCCAAACAUGGGCAGCUGUCUGAAACUGUCCUGCAGAUGUGUGCAGAAGCAGCAGCCCCAGGCACCAGUAGGGGUUCCAGGCACUGCAUCCCCAAAAAGGUGCCCCCGUGCAGGUUGGGGCAUCCUGGGGUGGCAUUUAUGAUCCAGAUGGUCACUGAACCACUUUCCCCUCCACCUGCCACUGGACCCCAGGGACAAUUCUGUACCAUGUAAUAGCAUGGAACAUGCCCACAGUAUCACAGGCUCACCAUGGUGCUGCGUUCCAUGAUGACCUAGAGUCAAUGACACCCUCUCACCCCACCUUCUUCUAGAAGCCAGCCAGGAUGUGAGAGAUAUCCCAGGGCAGUGGACCUGGCAAACAAGCCUUCACUGGGGCUGAGCUAAUGCCAGCUGGGCUCUGCCCAACUAUAUGCAGAGUGGUACCCUACUUCUCCAAUCAGGUGGUGCCUACUGAACACCGGAGGACCUUCUGGAAGGGGCAAUGCCCAAGAAGGUCAUGAAGCCCACAGGACCUGUCCUUAUAAACAACCACAGAUGUCUCACUGGGAUCACCCAUGCUAGACCAGUCAUGGGUGAGUUUCCUAUCCACAUUAGAAAAAAUAGGAUGCUCCUUUGGCCAAAGAAGAGGCUAUAAACAAGCUUUGAGAACACUUUCCAAAUGUGUGCUUAUUUCAUCCACUAUAUAGACAUGGAGUUUCAAAUCAGGGUUGUGAAUGGUUUCAUUGAAAGUAAAUUGAACAUGUGAACCUGGAUUCCCCAUCUUCCUUUUGGUUCACCCACACCCACUCCCAGUAUUCCAGUCAAAGCCUUGUUCAGGUACAGGUAGGCAAGGACUGGCAGAGCAGAACAAAGGCCCACAUCCUGGAGUGAAUCAAGAGGGACAGUGGCUCGGUGGGGCUGGACUCAAUCCAUAGGCAGCCAUGGAAAUCCACCAGGACACAUCCCUGGGGUCCAGAGAUAGCUCUCAGCAGAGGGGAAGGGAGGCUGAAAGCCAUGGCUGCAUUCCAGGACCUCUGAGUUCGGCCCCAUGCAAGCAGCCUCCCUGUGAAAAGUGAGAAGCAGCCUAGAAACUACCAACCCUCUACCCACAUGGUUGGGGGCUGAUGAGCGGACACUGGGUGACUUGAGUCUGAAGAGACAAGUGGAUCCAGAACCUCAGUAAGUUUCUGUUGAUACAGAGUUUUCCUUAUGCCAUCCAGAAAUCUGAGGGGACUAUCUCUCCAAACACUUCCAGUCACUUCCAGGGACUUCAGAAACUGUCCUUGCCUCACCCAGGAACCUCCAGUUGUCACCCAUGAAGACCUUCCCUCAGGAAAACCUGAGUGCGCAUUACAAUCAUCCCAGGACCUUCAGAACUGCUGCUAUUCGGGCCCCAACUGGACUACGUCCUCAGACUCACUGAAGAAGGGUUUCCCAAUGCAGAGAAGGGUCCAUCUCCAAGCAGUUCUAAUCUACAACAUCGGUGUGAAGCACUAAAAUCCCAGCCCCCUGGAGCAAGAGACUCCUCACCCAUCAUGGCGGCUUUCAGAUCCUAGAGGAGGGAAUUGGAAUCCUGCCUUCUGCCUUUCCUGCCUGCAGGAUCAGACUGCUGUUCCGUCCUGUUCCUGGACCAAAUUCCCUCCGUUUACUGCAGCUGCUGCUUCUCAGUGGUGAUUAGCAACUCGGCCGAGGCACAGCUGAAUGGACCUGCUCCUUUCCCACUCUCGACCCAACGCCAAUGUGAGGGUUUAAUCCAACGCUGGCUGGAUGUUUCUACGAUUCAACUCAAUUCUGACACUUUCUACCCAGAGGCAGCAUCGGAUCCCACAGGCAAGACCAGGCUCUGCUGGGAUUGUGUUGUCCCCCUCGUGUGUGCAGCCUGUCACCACCCCGAGCCACAGUGGGAUGUCCAGGGGGAAGGAGAACGGGACAGGAGUCAGCGAGUUCCUCCUGCUUGGCAUCACCAGUGACCCAGAGCAGCGGCAAGUCCUCUUUUGGCUCUUCCUGUGUACAUACCUGGUCACCGUGGCUGGGAACACACUCAUCAUCCUGGUCAUUGGCUCCAAUCCCUGCCUGCACACCCCCAUGUACUUCUUCCUUACCAAUCUCUCCUUUGUGGACAUCUGCUUCACCACCAACCUGAUCCCCAAGCUGUUGGUCAGCCACGUAGCAGGAACGUGGACUAUCUCUUACCCCCACUGCUUGACCCAGAUGUACUUCCUCAUCUCCUUUGCCAACCUGGACACCUUGCUGCUGGCGGCCAUGGCACUGGACCGUUACGUGGCCAUCUGCAAGCCCCUACAGUACCACACCAUCAUCACCCCCCAGCUCUGUAGGGGACUGACUGCACUCAUGUGGACGAGCGCGGGCCUCAUCUCCCUACUCCACACACUCCUCAUGAACAGACUGACCUUCUGCUCCUCCGCCCGGGGGAUCUCACACUUCUACUGCGACGCCUACCUGCUGAUGAAGAUUGCCUGCUCAGACACGCACAUCAAUCAGCGCGUGUUCCUGGGCGCCGUGGUCCUGUUUGUGGCCCCCUGUGUGCUCAUUGUGGUCUCCUACGUCCGCAUAGCUGCAGCCAUCCUCCGGAUCGCCUCCACCCCAGGAAGGCGCAAGGCAUUUUCCACAUGCAGUUCCCAUCUGUCUGUGGUCACCCUGUUCUAUGGAACUGUCCUGGGGGUAUACAUACGACCCCCCAACUCCUUCUCGGCCCAGGACACAGUAGCAACCAUCAUGUACACAGUGGUGACCCCCGUGCUAAACCCAUUCAUCUACAGCCUGAGGAACCAGGACAUGAAGAAGGCUGUAAGAAGACUCUUCAGCAGGGGCUCCAAAUCCUCUUAGCAGUGAUGAGCACCAGGCUGAUAUCCGGAGAGGUCCAGGAUGUCAGGAAAUGAAACACAAUUCCACCAUCGCCUCACCCACCCCCACUUCCACACCCUGACAGAUUAUUUUCUGAGAAGAAGCCUGAAAUUAGAGGACUUUUAAAUGUAUUCUAUCUCUGAGAAACUUGGGCUCCUUCCA